Pomacea canaliculata is the source of this 5035-nucleotide messenger RNA. Its product is annotated as glutaminyl-peptide cyclotransferase-like. Bases 99 to 1142 code for a protein of 347 amino acids. Gene Ontology annotation, molecular function: glutaminyl-peptide cyclotransferase activity; zinc ion binding. The transcript is spliced from 8 exons. NCBI's taxonomy places the organism in Eukaryota, Metazoa, Mollusca, Gastropoda, Architaenioglossa, Ampullariidae. The record is from RefSeq and is a predicted model, not a curated record.
CUGUUUGUUUACAUUUCUCUCUGACGUCACUUCCGCAACGUGAUUUUUGACGACGGUGGUUGAAAUCAUCUCCCUUGCAGGGUUGUCAGCUGAGAAAGAUGCAAGGCUUAGGCUGGACUCUAAUACUUCUGUUAGUAGCUUGUACUCAAGGCAAAACAAAAGGGCAAGGAAGACCAACUCGAUGGAUUUCCAAAAAGGAGGCACUGAAAUAUCUCACAGUUCAGAUGGAGGACAUGAAAGGGUUUCGUGAAGAGCGGUUAAAUCCAAUGUUAAUUCCUCGUGUCUCUGGCACAGACAACAAUACGUUGGUGAAAGAGCAUAUUGUGACACAAAUGAAAAACUUGGGAUGGAAAAUUGAAGAAGACACUUUUGAAGAUGAUACACCCUUUGGACGGAAAAAAUUCACCAAUGUAAUUGCAACUCAGGAUGUUAACCGAGCACGGCGCAUUGUGCUGGCGUGCCAUUAUGACUCUAAAGAUUUUAAAACAAUGGAAGGGCAAGAUUUCAUUGGUGCAACCGAUUCUGCUGUUCCCUGUGCCAUUCUUAUAGAGACUGUAAAGCAGCUGGAUUGUCUUCUGCGUAAAGGUCCAAAGGAAACAGUGCAGAGCAUUCUCCUAGGUGAAGACUUGGCUCUGCAGCUGGUGUUUUUUGAUGGAGAGGAAGCUUUUCAGCAGUGGACAGCAACUGAUUCUCUGUAUGGAGCACGGCAUCUUGCAGCCAAAUGGGAGGAGCACUCCCUUCUUAGCCCUGUUCGGGAAUUCAUUCUCUUGGACCUAAUUGGUACAUCAGAUACACGUUUCAUCAGCCACUUCUCUUCCACCAACAGCCUGUAUGAACUUCUGAUGAAGAUAGAAAAACACUUGAGUGAUAAUGCGAUGUUGUCAAACCGCCGUUCGCAGCGUAUUUUUACCAGUAUGCGUGCAGCUGGUGGAGUAGAAGAUGACCACAUUCCUUUUCUAAAAAGAGGUGUUGAUGUUCUGCAUCUAAUAUCUACUCCUUUUCCAUCAGUUUGGCACAAGAUGACAGAUGAUGCUGAUCAUCUAGACUUUGAUCUUAUUGGUGAUUUCAGCCGCAUUUUCCGUGUUUUUCUAGCAAAUCUGCUCCACCUUGAGCCUGAAAAUAUUGGAUGUCGUAAGAAGUAGUUGUUACAGUUUUUGAUGUCAGAGUGGAAGGGGUUAUUGGUCAGGUUGCAUAUAUUUUAUUACUCCGGAGUAAUGAUUUUUUUCUCAAUCCAAUACAAAUAUUAAAAAAUAAAAUACUGACAGGUAUAAAUAUCUUUAAAAUUAGAAAAAAAAUCACAUACCUUUUAGUUUUUUUUUAUCUGUAAGUAAACUUUUUAUGGCAAAUGUUUGGUUACAUACAGAUUGUUCCGAAACUGGGAGUUACUUUUAAGCUGUGUUCAUUUUUUUGAAAGUAGUCGCAAGAAGUUACAUAAUAAUAAGACAUUGUAUACCACAAUUCAUUGCUGUGGCACAACCCAAAUUGCAAAGGUGUGUUGAAUUUUCAUGCAUUUUCUUACCAACAGGAAAGUAAAUAAUCAGUUUAAUUCAUUUUAUCUGGAAAUGUCAGAAAUUAAGAAAUGUCAGCCUAACUGACACUUUAUAGAGUGUUUACAAGAGAUUAUGAUAUCCUCCCUCUCUUCUGGAGAGUUGAGGACUGCAUAGUAACAUUGUGCAGAGCAUGCCUACUGUUCCCAGUAUGGAACUAACGAAGGAAGUCUGUGAUCAUUGUUUUCAUGUUUGUGUGAUUCAGUGUCAUUUCAGCAUAAUGAUUUGUAUGUUAAAAUACGUUAUUGUUAUUUAUAGUUGUUCACUGGGUAAUGUGUGUACAUGAAGUGUACACCAGUUCGUGUCUUUAGAGUUUAUUCAAGUCUGAGGAUUAUUAAUAUUCUAUCACUGCUGCUUGAUUGCUAAAAAUUAUCAAGUGGGUGUGGGAAUUUAAAACAUACUUUUGUUCGGACUUUUAUGUGGUAAAUGGGUGUUUUUAUUGUUGAUCUGAAAACAAGUUGCUAAAAACAGUUAUGUGCAUUGUUUUCCACAACCUAUAUUAUUAAGAAAUUGGUGGCAGUUUGGUUUCAUCUCUAUGAUUUUGUUAUGAUGUUGAUUCCCUCAGAGAUUUCUGAAUUCUGCUUUACAAUUACCUCUCCUUCCUCCCACAUCCUCAAAAAAAAAUUUAGCAGUUAACUGAAUGUUUUAAAUCUGAUUUGGUAGAACAUAGAAGUAUAUUUUAAUGUUUUGCUGCUGAACUUUGUGGGUCAAAAAUAAAAUUUAUACUUUGUUACUAGUGCAAUAUGUUGAUGUGGCAGGUAGAGACAUUGGGGUGCUACUUAUUAAAUGAUUUCUUUCUAAACCAUUUUUUUGCCUAGUGAUAAAACAAUGAUAAAUCCUAAUGUGACUAAAGCUCAAUUAUCAUUUCAAGCAAAAAAAAAAAAAAAAAAGAGGGAGUGGGGAGAUGAAUGUUCAUUGAAAUUUGAACAUUUUAUUUAAUGGCUAUAAGCCCAGGGGCAUUUUUAGUUCAGAAAAUGUGGAUUGUAGAAAAUCUUGAAUUGUGAUUUACAAAAAUUAUUAUUUAGCUAGACCAAGUUUAUUUGAAACCAUCAUUGUUUAACUUUCCAUAAUCACUGAUAAAAAGGUUGUCUGUAGGUGGCAGGUGCUAGAGAAGAACUUUUACAGUGGCACAAGUCCAGUUUGAAUUCUAUAGGUGUAAAAAUUGCAAUUAGUAAAAACAAGAACUGUCUUAUAUUUAUAUAUAUUUUAACAUUGCCUCUCAUGUACUUUUAACUGUAUGCAAGACCUACAGUGCCUUACUGCGUUCUUCCAUCACCUACUCUGACAUAUGUCUUCUCAGGUAAAGCUGCCAGUAGAUUUUACAAUGUUCUGCCAGUUAGAAAAUGGCACAGGGAUUUACAGUACUGUUGUAAGUGAUCUUUGAUGUCUAGUUUGGACUGGGAGUGUUGAGGGAAGUCCCCCUCAUUUGAGACCACACAGAUUUAACUAAAUCAAUGAUAUCUGGCUAAAAAAGAUUGGUGCUGUAUUCAACCAAGGCAUUAUCAUGAAGAUUAGACUUGAAGUCUUAUUAUGUUGCACUGUGUAAUUGUUUAAUACAUGUUUUAUGUAAUGCAGAUUAUUUUCACAAGCAUUUGAAUAUGUGGGAUCGCAGACCUCAAGUUUGUUUUUACUAUUUUAUGUAUUUUUGACAUUUUGUUUGAUAGUUACUGGUAUAGGUUUUGCAAGAACUUGCUAUAAAGGGAGAUCAUAUUAAUAUUUUUAUUUUUGUGAUGAAAAGGUUUUCCAUUAGACUCAAAGCUGUGAGGAUAUAACAAGUCAUGUCUUUAGUUACCGCUAACAUGACUGAAUAUCACCCAUUACGAUGUCUUAUAAAAGUAUCUGCCCUUUGACAACAUUUUUUUUUUCUCCAGAAUUUACAUUUAGCUUGUAGAAGCAGACUAUGCACUAUAAGUUCAGCCUGAUGUACAUUCCAUAUGCAUAUAGAUGGAUAGUUUUUACAGAUGGACCGUGUGAUUGCCAGCCAGCUGAUAGUUGAGAAAGACGGGCUGUCCAGACAACAUUGUGAUAUAAUUACCACUAUUAUUUUUUUAUUAUCUGUAAAGGUUAGAAACUUAUGACAAAGAACUUAUAUUGUGUCAAUUUGUAUUUUAAAAUUGCUUUUGGUAUUUUUGAAGCCUUUGUAAGAAGUGAGUUUUUUUAGUCUCAGUGUUAUCAUGUUUACAAAACAGAUUUGCACAGUAGAAUGUGAAUUGAACGUAGCUGGUACUUCUUUAAAAUGCAGCUGCUGCAGGGCAUUGUCUAGUUGUCUAGUUAACUCACUGAGUACGAGGUGGAACUGUGAAGUAGCUCUGUGACAGCCACAGUGUGCACUGAGCUUGUCCAGUUAAAGCUGUUAGUAUUAUAAAAGGGUAUCUCUUGUUGGAAUUAGGCAAUGGUAUGCAGUGAUAGAAAUCAGUCAUGCUAGACAUCUUCGUGAAAACAAAUUUUACCAUGUAGCUUUGUUUAUAAAAUGGAAAGUCUGUGAAUAAUUAUUAUAUGCAAAAAAUAACAGCUGCCACUGAAACUUACUUUACAAACAUGAAUACAAUUUUUCAGAUACAGGGUUUCUAGAUAAUGACCAGCUGGUACAAGCAGUUCUUUUCUUUUCCCACCAGACUUAAGGAAACAAAUCUAUUUUUCUUAACACUCUUUGUCAGUUUUGGGGUUCAUCCCUUAUUUCUAUGGUUUAGUUAGGUUUCGCGAGCUACAAUUAACAUGCUUUUCCAUUUUUUUUUUUACUUGAGUGGAAGAAAUUUUAAACAAGACAAAUUUAUUUUAUCAAUAUAUAUAUUUAUGUUCAUUUUACCUGACUGUUUCUUAUCUCUGCCUCUCAAUUAUAGUUUAAAAAUAUGAAUGGUUAAAUGAGGAGGAAACACACAGUACAAAAGCAGGUUUGGCAUUUUGCUAGCUUUUCACUGACUCCUUUUGAAAAAAAAAACCCUGUAGCACAUGCUACAGACUAAAAGUGUCCUGCUGUGAUUGCUUAGGAUGACAGUUACUAGAAACCAGAGAAAUCAGAUGCUUCUAAGCAUGGUAGUUGCAACACUCUCCAAAAUGUCUGCACUAGAAAAUUUCAUCUGGAAGAUGUGGGCAUACAAAAAAAUGCAAGACACAAAUGGAGAUGAAAACAUCGGCUUUAUAAUUCUUGAAAACUCUCUGCACAAGAAUAUCUCACCCCUUCUAUAUUUGGGUACACAGAAACCCUCCAUAUUUACCCUCUGUAUCAAUUUUUUUCUUUUAAUGGCAUAAGUGAUGGGUUUUAAAUAGCUUGCUGCCAUAAUCAGCAUGAAAAGAUACUUAAAGUGCACUGGCUUAUGAAUUUUUACAGUCAGACGUUUCAGUUAAAAAUGUAUAAAAAUAGUUGUUUUGUACAUCCCCUUGAAACUAAGGGUCCAGCAUUGCGAGAUUACUAUAGACAUAUUUACUAAACAUUUGACCAAGAAUGCAAUCAAAAUAUUUUGUUGAUUAAAAGAGUAUACAAAAAUCAA